This is a messenger RNA of Medioppia subpectinata, 516 nucleotides long. The record is from the annotation of a GenBank genome assembly. NCBI's taxonomy places the organism in Eukaryota, Metazoa, Arthropoda, Arachnida, Sarcoptiformes, Oppiidae.
CGGACACUGAUAUAGCGAACAGAUGGCCAUUUGGUUGGGCCCAACACAGCACACACUGUGCAACCGGACGUACUCUAUAUCAUGAGUAGUCGGUAUCGCUAUUAUAAAUACAGGCAAUCGCUGUGUAAUCGAUAUCUCAUCACAUGUUAUGAGUGUUUGAAUUCAUUUGAAAAGUUGUUUUCAUUGGCUGUGAUUGGCGUUCAUUACGAGUGUCACACAUUUGAACCACUCAUUUGAUCCCUAAAUCUUGUGCCCAUUUAUCUCCUCUACAUCUCUGAUCAGUCCUCCAGACGUGACAUACGUAUAGCUCUGGCAAUGACUUCAUAUACCGUUGAAUACAUAACCGAUAAAUUGAAACAACAUUUAGAGACAACACAUUUGUCGGUGGAAGACAUGUCGGACGGAUGCGGCGCUAAGUUUAACGCAUUGAUAGUGUCGGACAAGUUUGAAGGCAUUCCCCUCUUAGAGAGACACCGAAUGGUGAACACUGUGUUGUCCACAGAACUCAAGACAAUA